AUGAUCUGGCUAACGAGAAAACGUUCUGUUUCGCUGGCGAUAAUUUUGGUUUUGGUCGCAUGUGUGGGCGUCGCGCUGGACGCGGCGCCGAAACCCUCACCUCAAGAGCCGUCUGUCGCUGAAAAACUCGUUGAACCGCAUGCUGAGAAUACGAAGAAUGGACUCGACCCAGAGUCUAUACCAACAGGCGACAGCAGACCGCCCAGGACAGGCGCGGAGACCGCAGCUGCGGAGCACGCGUCUCGGCAGCAGACGUAUGACUACUCGUCUGCGAUUUCUGCCUUUGAAAAAUGGGCAGGCCAAAUCGAGAAAACGCCCAGAAAAGCGCAGGAUGAACUGCAUGUCGUGACAGACCUGAGGGAGGGGCGUUCUGUCCCGCGAGCUGGCGGCAACGACACGGACGAAAUUGUGGCAGACGAGGGCCACGAAGUAGAGGAAGUGGUUCUUCCGCCGCUGUCCACGUUCAUAGAAAAGGAGCACCUCACUGCUGUAGCUCAGAUGUUGAAUGGAAUGAAAGAGCGGUACGAACACUUUCUCACCGCCACGGUCUUGGAAGAGACUCGGGAGUUUCUCGCGAAAGUGCAGGACAUGAGGCAUCACCACAUUGAGAGGUUCAACAAAGUGAUAGGCAACAACCAGUUCGCCUAUCUGCGGCCGCUUCGGUCGUCUAGACUGCUUCACCUUCACCCUGACACUCUGCGCGGCCUGCACACGGAGCACAAUGCCGCGACGGCGCACAUUAGGAAAAGCGUUUGGGGAGAUCACUACGCGUCUGGCGAAGUCGUCAAAAUCAAAAGGCUCCACAUGAUCAACUACGGCUUCGCAAGCGCCACAUAUGCUGUUUCCCGCGUGUUUCCGUACGCACUCGACCCCGACGACCGCCGGUCUCGCACCGUCGAACAAGAUGGCGCACUCAAAGUCUUUGUGGUGAAGCGAGGACGCAUCGAACCCGACCUCGCCGAAGAGCUCCUUCUGCAUCAGGCGCGCGCCUGGCGCUACUUCCCGCCUGAACGGGCGGAAGAGCUCGCGGAGACCGAGGGCCUGCUGAUCCCAGUGUCUUUGCUCAAACUGCUGGACGAAGACGAAGACGCCAAACAGAGAGACCAGGACGACAGGAUUGAUCAGCUUCUCGGUUCGAAAGGCGACAUUCUGAACGCCUUCCUGCUCUACCCGCGAUCGUACGCCUGCACACUCAAGUUUUUCUUUCUUUCCUGGGGCCGCACCGACCUCUUAGUGAAGACUGCGCCGCUGAAGGCGAUGAUUUCCAUCAGCAUUCAGAUGGUGUACGCGGUCGCGUCGCUCAACAGCUACGGACUUGUCCACGGGCACAUUCGCCCCAGCAGCUUCGUCAUGACCCCCGACGGAAAAGUGCUCCUAUCCGACUUCCACACGAUCGUCGAAGAGGGGAUUCGACUCAGCUGCCGUCACAAAUCCGUCCCGUCGGCCGCAGACCUGAACUCUUCGCCAGAAGAACUCGCCUGCUCGCAGCACGACGAGGAGCCUAGACAGACGUUCGAGGCGACCUUCGCACUCGACGCCUGGCGCCUGGGCGUGAGUCUGUUCAAGCUCUGGUGCCGGGAGUCUUGGAGAGAGCCGAAGCCGGACGAACCCUGGGCUAAGCACCUAACCACGCGCCAGGUGGCGUUCUUGAAGGCCCAGAAGCGAGGCCGCACGACGCGCGCGCGCCUCGAUCUCGAGCACUGCAGAAGCGACACGCCGUCGUUCAUUCUGCGUGUCAUCCAACAGUUCCUCGAACCGAAUCCCGACGCCCGUCUCACCGCUGUCGACGCCGUCAAAGGCGCCAGCCUGUUUCGGCACAUGGAAAGGCGGAUGCAAGCUGUGCGCGAAAUCCGAGAAACGAUGAUGCGGCAACGCGGCGAAGAGCUGUAA
Messenger RNA from Besnoitia besnoiti, 1890 nucleotides. Its product is annotated as rhoptry kinase family protein ROP36 (incomplete catalytic triad). Bases 1 to 1890 code for a protein of 629 amino acids. Lineage: Eukaryota; Apicomplexa; Conoidasida; Eucoccidiorida; Sarcocystidae. Gene Ontology annotation, molecular function: ATP binding; protein kinase activity. The record is from RefSeq and is a predicted model, not a curated record. Gene Ontology annotation, biological process: protein phosphorylation. The transcript has a single exon.